AUGGCUCCGUGGUGGUAUACAGCAGGCAGUGCCUUGGCUUUGUCCCUUCAGGCAACUGCCUGGGACUAUUCAACCUACAAAUCGAUCCAAUUCCAGCCACCGAAGCUCGAGGUCAACAAAACCGGAACUACCGAUCCCGGCUACAUCUUCCUCGGUCCUCGAGGAGCCGUUCAAGAUGCUGGGAUCGCUGCGCUCAUUUACGAUGAUGCGGGUGACUUGGUGUACGAAGGCCCUGAAGGUGUGACUGCUAACUUCAUGGUGCAAAAGCUCUUCGGCAAGGAUGUUCUCACCUUUUGGGCUGGAGACAUGAUGUCCAUCGGCUACGGUUACGGGACUGUGCACAUCCUUGACGAUACCUACAAGGAGAUCUACACUGUCCAACUUACCGGUCACUUCGUUACUCCGGACGGGUCAACCAAGGACUCAUACUGUGACAUGCACGAGAGCCUCAUUACCUCCCGCAACACGCUUAUUUGUACCGCCUAUAACGUCACUCAGCAUGACCUGACUUCCAUCAAUGGCACCUCCUCCCAGUGGAUGCUGGACAGUCAAUUCUACGAAAUAGAUAUCCCCACCAACAAGGUUCUGCACUCAUGGAGUGCACUUGACCAUGAAGCUGAGAUUCCCUUGACCACCUCCCACCAGGGUCUCGGAAAGAAUGCCGGCACUCAGGAUGCUCCCUAUGAUGCCUACCAUAUCAACUCCAUCGCCACCACCAAUCACGGCUAUCUGGUCUCGUUGCGUCACAUGUGGUCGGGUUACUAUCUAUCUCAGAACGGCAGCGUGUUGUGGCAGGUGAACGGGGAGGACGGGGCCGACUUCAAGCAAGUUGGCAACGCCGAAUUCUCAUGGCAACAUGACAUGCGCGUCUACAACGAGACCGACAACGGCCUCGUUCUUAAUCUGUUCAACAACGCCAAUACUCCUACCGACGAACAGACCGAGUCCACUGGCAUCAGCAUGGCUAUUGACCUGAACGAUAAGACUGUCACUAAUCUCCGCUCCCUGGCCGACCCCAAUGACCCCAUCCACUCUGUCAGCCAGGGCAGCUAUCAACUCCUCAGUGAAGUGGACAGUCAUGCGUUCCUGGCCUAUGGUUCCAUUUCCAAAGUCAAGGAGUUUGAUGGUGAUGGUAACAUGGUUUUCGGCGCUCAGUUCGGUGACGAUAAUGCCGUUGCCUCUUACCGUGGCUACCGCCACCAAUGGACUGCCACUCCCUUCUGGAAACCUUCUUUAUUCGUCAAUAGCACCAGCACUGGUGCUACCGUCUAUAUGAGCUGGAAUGGCGCUACCGAAUAUGACAACUGGGUUAUCUACGCGGCUUCCUCCGCCACCUCUACCAACAACACUCAGAUCGCCACGGUUAAGCGCACUGGCUUCGAGAGUUCUGCUACUAUUACCGACCCUCCUACUAGUUUUAUUCAGGUGGUCGCUCGCAAGGGUACCACCGUUCUUGGCACCUCUGAGAUCGUGUCAUUCUAA
Penicillium griseofulvum is the source of this 1482-nucleotide messenger RNA. Its product is annotated as arylsulfotransferase family protein. Bases 1 to 1482 code for a protein of 493 amino acids. The transcript has a single exon. The record is from RefSeq and is a predicted model, not a curated record. NCBI's taxonomy places the organism in Eukaryota, Fungi, Ascomycota, Eurotiomycetes, Eurotiales, Aspergillaceae.